UAAAACUUCAGUGGUUUUAUAGCUUUUAUCUCUCUCUCUCUCUCUCUGAACGUGACAAAAAAUAUAGCCUUAUGGAAUACCUAAAAGAGGAGCAAGAAGAACCUGUUAGUCCUAUGGGACAAUACUUCAACAGUUCUGUGCUAUGCAUAUACAUCAUUGGAGUUUUGGAAUUUGAAGUUCCCAUACAUGACUUGCAAACCUUCGCUCUUAUUAAAGAUGUUUUUCUUCCCAUCAAUCCACGCUUCUCCUCCGUCAUGGUCCAAGAUAAAGAUGGAGAGAAACGAUGGAAGCAAGUUGAUGUGAAUUUGAAAGAGCAUGUCCACUUUCCCAAAUUCCCCAAAGGCAAAACAGUGGAAUCCUACGACAAGUUUUUCCAUGAUUAUUUAUCAAGCAUGGCAAUGGAGCAAUUACCACAGAGCAAACCUCUAUGGUCCAUUCACAUAAUCAAUUACCCCACAAAUGAUGCAUCUAGCAGCAUAAUAUUUAAGCUUCACCAUGCACUUGGGGAUGGUUAUUCUCUCGUUGGUGCACUUCUUUCUUGUCUACAAAGAGCUGAUGACCCCUCUCUACCCUUGUCAUUUCCUUCUCUAAGACCAUCAAAGCCACAAUCAUCAACCGAAAACUUUUGGAGAAGGUUUUCUUGGAUGUGUUCCUCUGCCUUCAACACUGUCUCAGAUUUUGGAUGGAGUGUAUUGAAGAGUAGCAUCAUUAGUGAUGAUGAAACACCAAUAAGGUCAGGAGAUGAAGGAACCGAGUUUCGCCCAAUUUGCAUAUCAAGUAUGGACUUCUCCAUUGACCAUAUCAAGGACAUCAAAUCCAGGCUCGGAGUGACAAUAAACGAUGUGAUCACUGGAAUCGUGUUCUAUGGGACUAGGUUAUAUAUGCAAGACAUGGACUCCAAGUCAAAAACGGCAGACUCCACUGCUUUGGUUUUAUUGAAUACGAGAAACAUCGAAGGUUACCAAUCAAUAAAUGAAAUGCUGAAUAAUAAAGCCAAGGGUCCAUGGGGGAAUAAAAUCUCCUUCUUGCAUGUACCAAUUCCAAAAUUAAAUCAAAACAAAAUGUCAAACCCGUUAGAUUUUAUCUGGGACUCGCAUAAUAUAAUCAAGAGAAAGAAACAAUCUUUAGCUGUUGCCCUCACUGGGAUUCUUUUGGACACGGAGAGCAAAUUCAGAGGACAAGAGGCAGUAGCUAAACACCUUCGAGGGACAGUAACGAAAUCAAGUGCAGUGAUUUCAAGCUUGGUUGGACCGAUGCAACAAAUGUCUUUAGCUAAUCAUCCAGUGAAAGGCUUAUAUUUCACAUUGGCUGGUGGACCAGAGAGUCUUGCCAUUUCAAUUAUGAGCUAUGUGGGAGUGCUUAGAGUUACCCUAAAGACGGAAAAGGACUUUAUAGAUGAAGAGAAAUUGAAGUCAUGCAUUCAAAGUGCAUUUCAGAUGAUACUAGAAGCAGCUACAGCACAUUCUUGACAAAACAAAACUGUGUGUUCCUGAUCUGCACAGAAGCUAAAUUCUUAUAUUUGUUUGGAAAAUUGGAUUGAUUGUUUUUUUUUUUUUUGUACAACUAUCUUAUUAGUUCAUAUAUUUUUUAUUAAGUUUGAAUUUUUAAGGAAUAUAUGUGUGUAUGCUCUGAAACUUAAUAAACGAGGUCCACUUAUUAUCUCUGUUGAUUUUGGA
This is a messenger RNA of Glycine soja, 1676 nucleotides long. RefSeq names its product O-acyltransferase WSD1-like. Gene Ontology annotation, biological process: triglyceride biosynthetic process. The transcript has 5 exons. Gene Ontology annotation, molecular function: diacylglycerol O-acyltransferase activity; long-chain-alcohol O-fatty-acyltransferase activity. The record is from RefSeq and is a predicted model, not a curated record. Bases 72 to 1469 code for a protein of 465 amino acids. Gene Ontology annotation, cellular component: plasma membrane. Lineage: Eukaryota; Viridiplantae; Streptophyta; Magnoliopsida; Fabales; Fabaceae.